Messenger RNA from Pantherophis guttatus, 1405 nucleotides. RefSeq names its product tRNA splicing endonuclease subunit 34 (gene TSEN34). Gene Ontology annotation, cellular component: tRNA-intron endonuclease complex. The record is from RefSeq and is a predicted model, not a curated record. NCBI's taxonomy places the organism in Eukaryota, Metazoa, Chordata, Lepidosauria, Squamata, Colubridae. Gene Ontology annotation, biological process: tRNA splicing, via endonucleolytic cleavage and ligation; tRNA-type intron splice site recognition and cleavage. Gene Ontology annotation, molecular function: nucleic acid binding; tRNA-intron lyase activity.
GUUUUCUCUCUCUCUCUCUCUCUUUCUCACCCUUCCCACCCCCACCCCCCACCCCCGACUCAGUUCCCUUUUUCGUCCGCUCCCUCCUUUGCCUCUGGAAAGCAGCCAGGGGCCUUUGCUUGCAUCGCGUAUUGGUUCGGGGAAGCGUCUUUCCACCCGCUCGGCCGGUGGCUUUAAAAAAGGUGAUUGGAUGAUUUCUUUAGCUCCGCGGGGUCGGAGAGGAGAGGGCCAGGUUGCGCGGUCUGCACGAACGCGGGAAGCUUGCGCUGCCGGUGCCAUAAAGGGAAGGGAGAGGAGAGUCUAGCUGCGGCUCAGGCAUGAUCCAAAUCUACCUCUUGGAGGGAAAAGCAUUUGUGUGGAACUACGCAGACGCGCGGCGAAUCCGAGAGGAACAUCGCAUUGUUGGCGUGCUGGUGGGGGCAUUGCCUCGGAAGCCACGGCAGAAUGUUCGGCUUGGGCUGCCCUUGGAAUUGCUUCCUGAAGAGGCUCAGCUGUUAUUGGACAAGGGGUUGGCAACCCUGGUUAGGAGCCCAACAUCUCAGUCCCUUGGCCAUGGGAAGAACCAGGACUCCUUAUUCCCAGAGAAAGUGGUUGCCUAUGAGAAAGAGCUAGAGGAGAACUACCAGGAGCAGCUGAGGCUCUCUGCAGAACAGAAGAAAACCAUGUUAGAGUCUCUUGCAGACCAUAUAACCCAGGGUCGAGCAAAGAAAUGGCAACGGAAACGAGAAAAAGAUCCCCUUGUACAGCCUGCAGAGUCUGGUUCCUGUUUUGUACUUCCCCGAGAAUCAAUGAUGAUCCAGCUCCCCACUGCACGGACUCAAAUAACUCAAGAAGAAACAGUAGAUUGGCAUGUGGCAUCCCAGUUCUGGCCUUAUGCUGGUCAAGAGCUUCAUGAAACGCGCUACCUCAUUUUCCGGGACCUCUGGGAACGAGGUUAUUAUGUCACAACUGGGAGCAAAUUUGGAGGUGACUUCCUCGUUUAUCCAGGCGAUCCCAUGAGGUUCCACGCCCAUUACAUCGCGCUCUGUUUUUCCAAAGAUGCACCCAUCUCUCUGUGUGACAUCAUCAGUGCUGGACGCCUUGGCACCAACGUGAAGAAGACCGUCUUACUCUGUUCAGUGGAACAGGAAGGGACUGUAGCAUAUACAUCCCUACAGUGGAGUGGGAUGCAGUGAGAACAGGGAGAAAAGACUUGGAUCCUAGGGUUGCCAGUGGUGAGGUCUGGAAUUGUUAGGAUAUGCUUGGACUAAGUGUUUUUUGUCAGGGCAACCUGGUCUACCCAAUUAUGGGAUGGGGCAUACUGCUUCCGUUUUCGCCUUUCAGCCCCAAUCCAGGAGCCUUCACAGGCAGUCGCUUUCGCGACAAACUAUUUGUUUUGGUAAAACAUAAAUUCAGUAUGCUUGGA